This is a messenger RNA of Plasmodium vivax (malaria parasite P. vivax), 1671 nucleotides long. Its product is annotated as dual-specificity protein phosphatase, putative. The transcript has 6 exons. The record is from RefSeq and is a predicted model, not a curated record. Gene Ontology annotation, molecular function: protein tyrosine/serine/threonine phosphatase activity. Lineage: Eukaryota; Apicomplexa; Aconoidasida; Haemosporida; Plasmodiidae. The coding region runs from base 1 to 1671 and encodes 556 amino acids. Gene Ontology annotation, biological process: protein dephosphorylation.
AUGAUCGUGAAGGUGUUCGACCACAUCUACAUCAGCAACGUGUAUAAUGCAAACGACAUUUACCACCUGAUCAAUUUAAACAUCGGGGGGGUCCUGACGUGCUUCCGGUGCAUGAGCAUCGAGUGGUGCCACCACGACCCCAAGGAGAACCGAAAGGUUUUCUAUAAAGAUAAGUUCCUAAGCUGCAAGGGGGAGUUCUUGAGGGACCCCGGGGGGAGGGACUCCCCUUUGCCACUAUGCCACGGCGGUUUAGCAGCGGGAAAGGGGUCCCAGUUGGCCUCAAAAUUGAUCCCGUCUAGCGGCAGUGCAGGGGAGAAACCCCCCGAGGGAGGAGACACCUCUUCAGAUGGUGCAACGGAACACAGCGAGGGGGACCUCUUUGCAAAACCAUAUGCACACUACGAUUAUGUGAUUUACCCCCUCGAAAUUGUUAAGAAGAAAAUUUCCAAGGAGACCAUCGAUGACUACGUAAAAGCGAUGGUGCAGUUGAAGGACGACGUGGAGGUGAAUUGCGUCCCCGUGGUGGGGAGCGAAGCGUCAGCAUCGGCAGACGAGGAGGUGGGGAAGUACCAAGGUGACGUGGUAGACGCGUCGCAGAGCAGCGGGGGAGAGGAGAGCCGAGCGAGACGGAGAAGCAGCAGCUUGGCAGACGAGCAAACUGUGCCGGACAGGACCACUCACAGGUAUGGCAGUAGUAAUAGUAGUGGAAAUGGUGCGAAGGAGGGGGUCUCCAGAAGUGCCGAACAUUUAAACGUGGCUAGCCAACAUGAUGGGGGGGUGCCCCCUGUCCCCUCUGCUAUUUCUCCUGGUGACCCCUCUGUUACUUCUCCGGGUGACCCCCCCGAGAUGACCCCCCUGAAGGGACUGCCAACGCAGCGAACCACUCAGACGGUGUGCGAAUUGAACCAAAUCCUGAGGGAUGGAAAGAAUAAAAACGUGCCGUCUAGUAAUAUUUACCAAAUGAAACACAUGUAUUUGGAUAUCCUAGAUACUUUUGAUGAGAAUAUCCUGAAGCAUGUAGACCAGGCACAUGCCUUCAUCGAUGACGUGAUUAGGAGCGACAAGAAUGUGCUGGUGCAUUGCAUGGCGGGGAUUUCACGCUGCUCUUCUAUUAUCCUCUCCUACAUUUCGAAGAAGAAUGGAAAGGGUAUUGCCCAGAACUUUGCCAUUCUAAAGGACCGCUACCCGUUCGCCCACCCAAACGAAGGCUUCUACAGGCAGCUGCUGCUCUACGAGCGGAUGAACUACACCUUAGAUGGACGCAGCGAAUACCACCGCGCCUAUGAAGAGAUAACGCGCGACCGGGGUGCCCUGGAGCGGCUGAAGUGCCUGAACCUUAAAAAUGAGCCGGACGCGACGUACAAGUUUAGAUGCAAGCUCUGCAGGUUUACCCUCUUCAACGACAACGACGUCAUUCAGCACCAGCUGGACAAAUUCAAGAUAAAGAAGAAGUACGGCCACUCAUGCACAAGCAUCUUCAUCGAGAAGAAGGAGUGGCUCCUCACGGAGCAGAAAAUGAAGGGCGUCUUGACGUGUCCAAACAGAAGUUGCAGCGCAAAACUAGGCAAGUGGUCCUGGACGGGGAUCUGCUGCUCGUGUGGCUACUUACAAACUCCUGCCUUCAUGAUAAACGCGUCCAACGUCGACCGCAUGAAGAUUAACCCCGACUGA